Messenger RNA from Penicillium cosmopolitanum, 282 nucleotides. RefSeq lists its product as uncharacterized. The record is from RefSeq and is a predicted model, not a curated record. Bases 1 to 282 code for a protein of 93 amino acids. The transcript has a single exon. Lineage: Eukaryota; Fungi; Ascomycota; Eurotiomycetes; Eurotiales; Aspergillaceae.
AUGUCCCAUAUUCCAAAUGUCCUUCAAGUCAAAUCAUCCGCCAGUCAUCUCAAGCCCGGCAUUAGCAAAGCCGCAGUGGAUCGUUUCAUCGAAGGACUAUCCGAGGACUUGAAGCCCUUUAGAAUGCGACCUACCAAGAAGAAUCGUCUUCAAUUAUCAGAUCGAAAUGUUUUGCAGGAAUGGUUUGGCCGUUUUAAGACCGCGACAGAGAACGUUUGCCCCGCUAACAUCUAUAAUUUCGAUGAAACCAAUUUUCAGAUCGGCCGAGGAAACAGAGUGUGA